UUGGUGUGAUUUUUAUUCUAAAUAUGAGGACAAUGAGAGCUGGGGAAGCGCAGACAGUCUUCAGUGUAUGAGCUGGAUGCCAGUGAUUGAAAAGGUUCUUUCUGUUCCACGUGGUUUAAAGGUUUUCCCGCCUUUGGGAGUAGCGCAUCACAGCGAUAUAAUCUGUCGGAUAAUUGUAUGAAGUGUAAGCUCUGUAGGGGAGUAACACCCACCUUGAUACAGCAGCAAGGGUUAAAUGAGACGUCUCAGCCGGGAAGUGAGGGCGGGGCCAACGCAAGUUCAAGUCCUCAUCCCAAAAAAAGCCAGAGAGCCGCCUCUCUCCCACUCCCCGUUAUUGCAGCAGCGGCGGCACAGCUUCCCGGGCGGAGGGAUACGACGGGAGUCCGCUGUUUAGAGCGUCCCUCCGGAAGGGGAAAUAGCGGGAAAGCCACACGACCACCUGCCCCUGCAGAGGGAGCCACACAACAGCCCCGGGCAGCGGUUGUCAUGGUAACCAAGGGCUGCUGCAGGCCGGAGACACGACCCCGGGGCGGAGGCACCAGUCACUGACCCCACUAGAGAAGGAGGAAAAAAGGGGCAUCCAAAGACAGAAAAAGGGGUCGGGCAUUACAGAAGGACAAAACUAAGGAUGGAGGACGGCAUUUGCAGCUAUAGCAGCAGCCUCUAUGACACCUCCUCCCUCUUCCAGUUCUGCAACGAUGACAGUGCCUCUGCUUCAAGCAAUAUGGAGGUGACUGAUCGCAUUGCUUCCCUGGAGCAACGAGUACAGAUACAAGAAGAUGAGAUCCAGCUGCUAAAGUCGGCAAUUGCUGAUGUGGUUAGAAGACUAAAUAUCUCUGAAGAACAACAUGUGCUGCAGAAUAGGAAGGGACCCACCAAAGCAAGACCUCUGGUUCAAACACUUCCUCUAAGAAAUGCUGUUAAUAGUGAAUCCAUCUUACCAAAGAAGCCAAGUGGGUCUUUGCCUUCCCCUUCAGGGAUCAAGAAAGAUAUUGUUCCGCUAGCAUCCAAAAGCAAAUCUGUACGUCUUUUGAAUUCGUGUAAAUUAUCUAAACCUUCAACAAGUAAUGUCAAGAGAACGAAUUCUAUUGAGCGUAUCUCUCCUGGAGUGAGAAGGGAAAGUUCUGGAGAUGCCAAAGGUGGCCGUAAUCGUGCAGGCUCAACGAGCAGUUCAUCCAGUGGAAAAAAAAAUAGUGACAGCAAACCCAAGGAACCCAUGUUCAGUGCAGAUUCACUGGAAGGUAGAGAAUCUUCAAGGGUGGAUAACUCUGUGAGUCUAAGGGGGUGGGGAAAUGGUCCCUGCAAGCACAGACAGACUAUCAUACCUGUGGAAUCAGAGGAAGGCUAUGUAAAAAUGUUCCUGAGAGGACGUCCUGUUGCCAUGUAUAUGCCCAAAGAUCAAGUGGACACUUAUAGUUUGGAGGCAAAAGGUGAACUGCCAGCUAAAAGGCUUAAGCUGGAAUGGGUAUAUGGCUACCGGGGACGAGACUGCCGCAGCAACUUGUACCUUUUGCCUACAGGAGAAACUGUAUAUUUUAUUGCUUCUGUAGUUGUGUUAUAUAAUGUUGAAGAGCAGCUGCAAAGACAUUACACUGGCCACACAGAUGACGUCAAGUGCCUCGCUGUCCAUCCAGAUAAAAUUACUAUAGCAACAGGCCAGGUUGCCGGUACAUCUAAGGAUGGGAAACAAUUGGCACCACAUGUUCGCAUUUGGGAUUCUGUUACACUGAAUACCUUGCAUGUCAUUGGAAUGGGCUUCUUCGAUCGUGCGGUUACCUGUGUUGCAUUCUCUAAAUCUAAUGGAGGAGGGAACCUGUGUUCUGUGGAUGAUUCCAAUGACCAUGUACUGUCUGUUUGGGAUUGGCAAAAAGAAGAAAAGCUGGCUGAUGUUAAGUGCUCAAAUGAAGCUGUGUUUGUUGCUGACUUUCAUCCAACGGAUACAAAUGUUAUAGUGACUUGUGGCAAGUCUCAUCUUUACUUUUGGACAUUAGAAGGAAAUUCUUUAAAUAAAAAGCAAGGAUUAUUUGAGAAACAGGAAAAACCAAAGUUUGUGUUAUGUGUAACCUUUUCAGAAAAUGGCGAUACAAUUACAGGAGACUCUAGUGGAAACCUUUUGGUCUGGGGAAAAGGUACCAACAGGAUAACACAUGCAGUUCAAGGAGCCCACGGUGGUGGGAUUUUUGCACUUUGUAUGCAGCGAGAUGGAACAUUAGUAUCUGGAGGAAAAGACCGAAAUCUUGUGUCGUGGAAUGGAAAUUAUCAACAACUAAAUAAAGUCGAGAUUCCAGAACAGUUUGGUCCAGUACGUACUGUUGCUGAGGGAAAAGGAGAUGUUGUGCUUAUUGGCACAACAAGAAAUUUUGUUCUUCAAGGCACUUUAUCUGGGGAAUUCAACACUAUUACCCAGAGUCAUACCGAUGAGCUCUGGGGACUUGCUGCACAUGCACUGAAGCAUCAGUUCCUGACCUGUGGUCAAGACAAGCAAAUUACAUUAUGGGAUGCCACCAGCCAUCAUCCUCUUUGGACCAAGAUCAUUGAGGAUCCAGCACAAUCCUCAGGGUUUCAUCCUAACGGUUCUGUUGUAGCAAUAGGAACACUAACUGGAAGGUGGUUUGUUUUAGACACAGAAACAAAAGAUUUAGUCACUGUGCAUACAGAUGGCAAUGAGCAGUUGUCUGUCAUGUGUUACUCACCAGAUGGGAAUUUUCUUGCAAUUGGUUCCCAUGACAACUACAUCUAUAUAUAUGCUGUUAAUGAGAACGGAAGAAAAUACAGUCGAAUUGGGAAAUGCUCAGGGCAUUCCAGUUUCAUUACUCAUUUGGACUGGUCUGUGAAUUCGCAGUAUUUGAUGUCCAAUUCUGGAGACUAUGAAAUCUUGUACUGGAUUCCCUCAGCCUGCAAGCAAGUAGUAAGUGUGGAAACAACCAGAGAUCUUGAGUGGGCCACGCACACAUGCACUCUUGGCUUCCAGGUGUUUGGAGUUUGGCCCGAGGGCUCUGAUGGAACCGAUCUUAAUGCCAUAUGCAGAUCCACGGAUAAGAAACUUUUGGCUACUGGGGAUGAUUUUGGCAAAGUGCAUCUCUUCUCUUUUCCAUGCUCACAAUUCCGGGCUUCUGGUCAUGCUUAUGGAGGGCACAGCAGCCAUGUUACAAAUGUCAGCUUUUUAUGUGACGAUCGUCAUCUAAUCUCUACGGGCGGAAAGGACAUGAGUAUAAUGCAGUGGCGUGUUAUAUAAAGAGUAUUGGUACUGUGGGCACGCAUUGGACUGUACCAAACAGUGUCUCAGAACUCUUUGUUAAAAAUCAAACUCAGGAACAAUCCUCUUUAUACUGGUGUCCUGCGCUGACAAAUCCGUGUGUCACGUCUGCUUUCAAUGGGGGGCCAUCUAUACUUAGAAUUGUUUCAAAUAUGCAUUACAUUAUCAAAUACAAAAGCUUAAAGGUUUCCAUUGCAUUCGUGCGUAAUGUUGAAUGUCUAAUGUACUGUAAAUUGUGUUAAAACAAAGAGCCUGGGUACAUUGUGAAA
Molecule: messenger RNA, 3525 nt
Organism: Xenopus laevis (African clawed frog)
Lineage: Eukaryota; Metazoa; Chordata; Amphibia; Anura; Pipidae
Gene: eml2.S
Product: echinoderm microtubule-associated protein-like 1
Exons: 24
Coding region: 629-3235 (868 amino acids)
Source: RefSeq, a predicted model, not a curated record